CUCAGAGUCUGUACCCAGACGUGAGCGUGCUGCCAUACUCAGCUACCAGCGUCAGAGGCAGACUUGCGCGAGAGGAACGCGAGAGCCACGGUACGAUUUAACCCCCACCCUCCCUUCCACCCUCUCCAACACCUCUAGCCACACUCGCUCGCGUUUCUACUCCCCCCCCCCCCACUCGCUCUUUUUUUUUCUUUUCCUCGCUUGUGUCCUUUGCUCUCCCCCUCAAGCCCGCACUCUCCCCAUCAAAAGUUUAUCACGCCGGCGCGCUGUUUCCGGUUGGCGCUGCUCCUUCGAUACACAGGUUGACUGGGAGUAUGGGGGUAUCAGGGCAAUAAGAGAAGCGAAACCAAGUUGAUCAUUGUGAAUACCUGUGGGUGGACAAGUGUGAUUUCUGUGGGACAGCUCCACGGAUUAUCUACCUUCAUGUCGGAUAUAUCAUUUGGAUUAUCUUAUCUUCCCCAUUACAGACAGAUGACUUCCAAGCAGUGAUUCAUCAAUGUCUGAAGAUCAAACACAUUAGACCACUAGAGACAAAAAAACAAAACAACUAUUUUUAAAUUAGAAGAAUAGAAGACAACAAAUCAACACACAUUCUCUUACAGACCAUGUAUGUUCCUGUACGUAGCACUGAGCCUUCUGGGAAAUUAACUUUUUUUUUUCUUUAAAAGUGUUGAAAAAGAGAGGGACGAGAGACUUAUUUCACAAACAGAGGUCAACUCAUCAAUUAUUCAACGUUGGUUGCUGUUUUGGUCAGAGAGAGAGGACAGUCCAAAUUGUCUGCUGCUUCAACUAGUGAAAAGCUUUGGAUUCUCUCCCCUUUGUUUGCGUCUUUAUUUGAUCUUUUUCCCGCCCUCAGAGAAUGUGUUUUAGAAAGAAAAUCAGUGUAAGAAAAAGAAAUUUAUUUAGUUCAUCCACAUUUUGAACUGCCAAAAAUAAGUCAGAAUAAAAAUAAGGUCUUGAGAAAAAAAAAUAAUUACUUGGAUAUUUAUUUUCUACGUUAAAAUAAUCCCAUUACAUUGGCCAGAGCUUCUAUUUAAAUUACCUUUGUACAGAGUCAUUAAUAAUGUUGGAAUAACAAUUAAAACUAUUUACGACAGCAGUAUAUAUUUAGAACCCUGAACAACUAUGUCCCAAACAAGACUUUUUCCGACAACAUCCAUGAUUGGAUUUCUGGUAGCUUUUGUACUUCGUGGAGUUGUCUGCCAGUCCAACAACAAGGUGGAAUUCCGCAUCCAGGAACAAAAGCCUCAGGGCACGUUAGUGGGCAACAUCAGGGAUAAAGUACACAGCAGGACAUUGCCCACGGAAUCUUCAUUGAACUACAAGCUGAUGAACAGCAAAUCCCCCAUCGCUGCCUCCCUGUUCGCCAUCAACGGGGACACCGGCUCAAUCUACACCAUGGUGAACAUCGACCGCGAGAGCAUCUGUCAGUCUCAGAAAGAUUGCGUCAUAGAGUUUGACGUCACUGUGACCUCGUACGCCCAGGCGAGGUUCUUUGAGUUCGUCAACGUCCGCAUCAUCGUGGAGGAUAUCAACGACAACGCCCCGAGGUUCCCGAGGGACGAGAUCACGCUGAUCGUGUCCGAGACGGACACCAGGACCACCUUCAUGAUCGACGGGGCCACGGACCGAGACGAGCGCUACACGGUGACCAGGUACGAGAUGAGAUCGGACUACAACGACAUGUUUGAGCUCAAGUCCGAGAUGAAGCUGGACGGCUCUUGGGAGGUCUUCAUCGUCAACAUGCAGCCGCUAGACAGGGAGAAGAAAGACCGCUACGUACUUCACGUUCUGGCCCUGGACAGCGGAGAACCUCCCAAGUUCGGCAACGUCACGGUCAUCAUAAACAUAGGAGACGUCAAUGACAACCCACCUGUCUUUUCCCAGAACACCUAUGAAAUUACAUUGAAAGAGACAGCACAGGUUGGAUCCCCUAUCGGUCUCGUGGUGGCCACCGACGCUGACCUCGGAGACAACGCGGCUGUUACCUACCGCUUCAGCAAAACCAUCAGCCCUGAGAUGGACGCCCUCUUCUACAUCGACUCCAAUAGUGGGGAGAUCAUGGUCAAGAAGGACCUUCAGUACGAGUCAGGGCGUAACUUUGAGACCAUUGUGGAGGCUCGGGAUAGAGGCAACCCUCCAAAGGUAUCGCAAGCAGUCCUUAUUCUAAAAAUCUUAGAUGUUGGAAACACUCCUCCGAGGAUAAACAUUAAUCCAGUACCUAACCCAGACGGUAAUGUUUUAAGCAUCCCGGAAUCAUCUCUCGUUGAGACAGUCGUUGCCCACGUCAGGACCGACGACAGGGAUGAAGGAAAUAACGGCAUUGUGGACUGCAGCAGUUUGGCGCCCCAGUUCAGGGUCCGCCCCUUUGAUUCCGUAAGUUACCUGGUAGACAUCAAGGAAGCGCUGGAUAGGGAAAAAGUGGGCGAGAUCAAUGUAACCAUUGUCUGUGAGGACCGCGGGACACCGAGGCUGGCGGCGUACGGCUGGUUUAUCGUGAAGCUGCUGGACGUCAAUGACAAUGACCCAAUGUUCAGUACGCCUAUCUACCGCGCAAACCUGACGGAGAAGAACAAGGUUGGGGUUCACGUCCUUUACGUCUCCGCCUCUGACCCGGACAUUGGUGAGAACGCCAGGCUUCACUACUCGAUCUCCAUGGAAGCCGCAAAGUCCUCCUUCGUCAUCGACAACCUCACCGGGCAGAUCACCGCGGGUCAGGAGUUUGACAGGGAGACCAUAUCACAGGUCUCUUUCAUGGUCAUGGUCACCGACGGAGGAAAGCGCACUGGCAACGCCUCUGUCGUCGUCGACAUAGUCGACGUGAACGACAACAAGCCUUACUUCAUUUCGUCCCUGGCGUUCCAGAUUGCAGAGAACCUACCUGCCGGCACAAAGGUGGACACGCUCCUGGCAAGAGACAACGAUUUCGGUCAAAACGCGGAAGUGUUCUUCGAAAUUUCUGAAAAUCACUUCAAAGGCAAUGAGCCUCCCGUGCCUUUUGUCGUAAUUCCCGAUGGGGUCAUCCGUACAGUCAACGUUCUGAAGAAGGACAAGCAGGAUACUUACAAAUUUCCAGUUAUGGUCAAAGACAGAGGUCAUCCACCUCUAAGCGCCACUGCAACGGUGACCAUUCUCGUGGUGGAUUCCAAUGACCACACCCCGGUGUUCACAUUCCCUUCACGCAGCAACCACACAGUGAAAUUGAGAUCAGACGCUGCGCUAGGAUCCGUUGCUGCGAGGCUGAUGGCCACGGAUGCCGACAAAGGCAUCAACGGAAAGCUGAGGUAUACGCUGUUUCCAGGCAACCUCGAGAACGCCUUUGUUCUCAAAUCUCACGAGACAGGCGAGAUUAUCGUGAACAGAGACCUGUCGCUUGUCCACGAGAACGUAUUCAAGAUGAAUGUUACGGUCCAUGACCUCGGAAUUCCGUCUCGUGAAGCCCACGCGGUGUUGACCAUCCUAGUAGACUACACUGAGGGCCACGUUCUCAGCAGGUCGAGGGAGAGUGGCAAAGGUAACUCCACCUUCAUGUUUGGGGACGACGACAUCAAGUACAUCAUCAUCGCCGGCGUGGUAGGGGGCGUCACCGUGGUCAUCUCCAUCAUCAUAGUCACCAUCAUCCUGCGGCUUAGGCGCCCGGACAACAACAACCGAACCUCUGGGCUGACCGGCGUCCAGGAGCAGGGCGACGGACGCCAGUUCGACAAACAGAUGUGGCAGAGCGUGCCUGUGGACGACGUCACGCCUACGGAGGUGGAGGAGAAGAAACUGGGAACUAUGUCCCUGAAAGGUGGAGGACCAGACUUUGAGCACAAAUCAAGUAACGGAGGCAUGGGUCCGAAAGGAAACCAUGACCUUAUAGACCCGUACAGUAAAAAGCACGGUCCUGAGCCCUUCCAAUGUCAACCUCAACUAUACACCUUCAGAAAGUGUGCUUUGAGAGCUCCAACAGAUGACCAUCAGAGCGACACUUCAGGGGAGACCACUACCAGUGACAGUGGGCGUGGCGGAAGUGAGGAGGACAUUCAAUUGCCACCGUUGCCUGAAUUAACCGAAGACACUUCAAGAAUGAUCUUCAGGAAUCCAGGGGCGGGACUAAAAGACUCACGCUUCAUCCAGUCUGACUACGCAGACUAUGGUGACAGAGAAGUCAUCGCCUUUGAAACGUUUUCUCCUAGAACACUUCCGGUCAGCGAUCGCCGGGACAAAGGCGUGUACGGAGGCCGCGAGGUUCAGACAAUGGCCCACGCAGGUCGGCCGCUCAACGAUAAGUUGCGCCACGGUCGGCAUACGGGUUAUCCUCAAGGCCCCCAGAGCCUCCAGGGGUCUCCGCAUCAUCCUGCGCAGCAGAAGAAUCUGUCCAAUGACAGUUACUGGUCGCAGCCUUCCACCGCAUCCAGUUUCGGGCCGGGCCACUACCCGGACGACAUCCCAGAGAGGAGUGAGCCCGGAUCGGGCAAGAAGGUCACAUUCCAGACCGGUCUCACCACCCAGAAUCUGAAGACCUGGGACCUGGCCCAGAAGAUGAACCUCCAGCCAGAACUCUCCUCAACCAGAAGCGUUCCCAGCGGCUACACCAGUAGCACCACUAGCCACCAGCGUCCGUACGGCGCCCGUCCAAAAAGUCAGGAUGAUGACGACAAUACAACAACUUCCGGAAGUUACACAAUAAAUCCAGAGAAUGAUUUCGAUGAUGGACUUCCUGUACCAAGUUUUUCAGUUGCCUAAAAAAUUGCGAAACAAAACAAAUAUAUAUUUUUUAAAAUGUUCUCGUCAUCACUGAUUUUCUUAAAAACUAUUACGAUCAUCAUUUGCAAGGAACACACAUGUAACAAAACAAAAUAAAUACAAGACAGCUUCCGUUUCGUCAAUAUCCCACUUAUGUUUUUUAAACCUCGCUGAUGGAACUCGAGUUAAAAAAAAUAUAACAUCAAAUACAAUAAAAUAUUCAAAUGUCAAGGUGACUUUUGAUUCCACCCAGCCGAAAUAGUUUUGGCGUGAACCUUUUAUAAAAAAAAUUUUCAUCUGAAGGUGGAAAAAAAUAAAUAUGACGUAUAUUGUGUGGCCUUGAACUCCUGACAUGACAUACUUUAAUGUAUUCAUUGUUUUCUUCAGUGUAUAUGCUUGCUUAAUCUCUACCGAGUCAACAAGAAAGUCGACUCAAUCAUAUCGUGAGAUAAAUACAAAUUCACAUAUUUUGAGAUAAAUGUGUAAUUAUUAUAAGAUUUUUCUAAAAAAAAAAAUAUUUUUGAAAAUUUUGUUCAAACAUGUGAACUAAUUAUUGAUUUUCUUUUCACCUAGAAUAUUUUGAUUGCUUUAUUUCAAAACACGAUAUAUGACAUAAUGGUCUGCCUAGGGUAUGAUUUCUGUGUACUUGCGUUCAUUGUAUAAUAAUAAGUGAUUGUAAAAUGAACCCCCUCUGUCUCUCCACUCCCCAGUCGCACUCUCUCUCUCUCUCUCUCUCUCUCUUCACUUGGUACAUACACCACUUGGCUAUGAAUGUAGGGGAUGCGUUACCAAACAAUAAACAAAUAAUUCAAUUUCCUUUAAUUAAAUUAGCUUUGAAACAAACGUUUUUUAACCCUUUAGACGCGUCUGGUAGUUUUAGUCUCUUAACUCAAGAAUUGUUAUUCCAUUGUGUAUGCACUCUUGUAAAAAAGUUCAGCAUUUUAAGGGUUAAAAUAUCAAAGUCAUAAUUUCUAUGUUGGCCAAGUUACCAAAGUGGAGGUUGACAAGUGGUGUUUAAUAAAAAAAAAAAAGUGGCGUCUAAAAAGUGGAGUCUAGUUAAAAGUGGAGUCUAGUUAAAAGUGGAGUCUAGUCAAAAGUGGAGUCUAGUUAAAAGUGAAGUGAAUAGAUAUAAUUGCGGACUCUUGAUGGCAAAUUGCUGUUUAAUUCAGAAAUCUAAGUGUACAAGAUGGUUCUAAGUGCGGAGUAAUGUUAUCAUGUAGGGUUCUAUUUAUGAACAUGUCAGAGAUUGGUUCGGAAGCCAGAGUCUAAUUCAGAACGUGAAGCAUAGUUGACAAAGAAAACUAAAAGCAUAAUUUAGCCAGGCCACAUUGGGUCCAUGUCAAAUAGUCAACCCUAGUUCUCACCAUUGUUGUCUUUAUUGGUCCUAGAGUUUAGUUGCCCUUCUAUCAUUCAACUUCUAGUCAAGAAUUCUUCAAUUCCUCACCUUCGUGUUUAGUCUGCGGAGUGAGAGUCUGUGGUUUGAAAAAUAAAUUGCUCACAAUGAAAGAAUAAUGAACUUUCACUUCAAAGUGUUCUCGCUGUAUCACUCAAUUAAUCUGAUAUCAUUCUAUUCCAUCAAAACAAAAAUAUUAAUUAGAGUAAUGGAUGAAGCACGUCCGUUCUGGAAUGUGCCAUGAGUGGAAAUAUUUGAAGUUGUAAUGACCACUAAUAGUUCUAGUGUCGGUAUUCAUUCUUUUGUGACCCUCCUCUAAUGUGCCAUUAACUUUUGUGAGAUAGUGUUGAAUUUUGAAUACAAAUAUACAUUUCAAUUAAUGUAUUACAUUUGGUAUUUGAAUAUCGUAUGGGGAUGUGGGCAUCUACACAGUUAAUCAUUAUGAAAAAUACAAGAAAAACAAUGCUUCUUACUAAUUGGCUAAAUUAUACAUGUCGUAAUUAGGAAAUGUGAUUCUUUCUUAUUCUUAUUGUGUAGAUAAUGACUAGAUAAUGACUAGAUAAUGACUAGAUAAUGACUAGAUAAUGACUAGUCUUGUCAGUUCAGGAUUUGUUUUUAUAACAUUAUAAUUUCUAUGCUCUUUGUUAUAGCAAAUGUCUAUGUCUAAUGAAGACCAGACGAGACAUCAUUGUUCUCUGUAAAAACAGUUAUGUCAUAUUCGAGGUCAAGGUCUAAUGGGGGAUUUUAUUUUUGAUGUCUGUGUUUUUGUUUGUCUGUUCCUCUGUAGAGCUGAAUGUUUGUCUGAGUGUCUGUAGAGUUGAAUGUUUGUCUGAGUGUCUGUGGAGCUGAAUGUUUGUCUGAGUGUCUGUGGAGCUGAAUGGUUUUGUAUAAGCUGUCAGUGUGAUAAAUUUGAUUUGGCUAAAUAUCACUAUCCCACCUGAUCCUAAUUAUUCAUGUUUAAAAAAAAAAUCGCUCUAAUGACUUGUAUCAAAUUGCACUCACACACACAAGCACACACACAAGCACACACACAUGCCAAGGAAAAAAAAUGAAAAAUUUCAUUCCCAAUGACAGAUGAGUCACCCAACACAGUGGCGUCUCUCAAAGAUAUGUUCGUCCCCAACUUCAUAAACUCAAAGCAGUGGAGUCACUCAAAUAUGGGUUUCUCCCCCCCCCCCUCCAGGUAAGCUCUAAAUAGUGGCCGUCUCUCAAAUAUGGGUUAUCACGAAUUAAGCUGAAACAGUGGCGUUUUUGUCCCCCACACUAGUUAAUCUCUAGAUUAUUUAGCUCACUCAAAGAUAGGUUUGUCCACCACUAGGUAAGCUGAAAGCAGUGUCGUCACCCAAAGAUGGGUCUUUGUCCACCACAAGGUAAUCUGAAAGCAUUGGCGUCACUCCAAGAUUGGUUUUUGUUUCCCAUUAGUUAAUCUCUAGAUUAUUUAGUUGAAUCAAAAAUGGGUUUUUCCACCACUGCCUUUGUCAAUAGGCUCUACGCAAAAUUAAUGCUCACAAGAGUAACCCCUAAAACAGUAUGACGGAUUAAAUAUGGAUAUAUGCUUUGUGUUAAAAACAAUGUUCGCCUCCUCUCCCCCAAGCAAGAGAGGGGGCUGGGGGCUCUAAGCUAUAGUUUAUGUUGCAUAUAGCUAAAUCAAGCACUGAUCAAAUGGAAACACUCCCAAAAAUCUUCAUCAACAAACAAGCAAACGUAUUAACUAUAAAACAUGUCUAUUAUUUUAUGUUCCAACUGAUGUCUAUUAAACAAAACCAGAGUUUAACAAAGUGUGUGUGUGUGUGGUCUGAUUUCAAUUUCUGAUUGAAUGAAAUAAUAAAGAAAAAGAAAAACUUUAA
Biomphalaria glabrata is the source of this 7968-nucleotide messenger RNA. RefSeq names its product protocadherin gamma-B2-like. The record is from RefSeq and is a predicted model, not a curated record. The transcript is spliced from 6 exons. Gene Ontology annotation, cellular component: plasma membrane. NCBI's taxonomy places the organism in Eukaryota, Metazoa, Mollusca, Gastropoda, Planorbidae. Gene Ontology annotation, biological process: homophilic cell-cell adhesion. Gene Ontology annotation, molecular function: calcium ion binding. Bases 1126 to 4728 code for a protein of 1200 amino acids.